Molecule: messenger RNA, 1493 nt
Organism: Conger conger (European conger)
Lineage: Eukaryota; Metazoa; Chordata; Actinopteri; Anguilliformes; Congridae
Product: protein lifeguard 1
Exons: 7
Coding region: 23-1072 (349 amino acids)
Biological process (GO): negative regulation of apoptotic signaling pathway
Cellular component (GO): endoplasmic reticulum; Golgi apparatus; membrane
Source: RefSeq, a predicted model, not a curated record
UCCCGCGACUCUUUCUAUCAGAAUGGCUGAAGUGGUACAUGCUCCGUCCACCUUGGGCCCAGACGGUACCGGACCGAGCCCGCCCCCGCAAUACGACUUCCUGGCUCCCGGGCCAUCGGCGGACCGACCCCCGCCAAUGGCUGAAGUGGUACUUACUCCGCCCACCUUGGGCCCAGACGGUACCGGGCCGAGCCCGCCCCCGCAAUACGGCUUCCUCGCUGCCGGGCCAUCGGCGGACCACCCCCCGCCGUACAUGCCCCCUCCCUACCCAACAUCGGCUGAACCGUACCCUCCUCCCCACGAUGGGGAUGCCGAUGCAGUCAGUGAGCAGUGGCCACCGGUGGACAGUUCAGGGGUGGACACCGCGCCAACCGACGACACUGCUAGCGGCCUGUUCCUUCCCUCGUUCGAGGAUAAAACCAUCCGCAGGGCUUUCAUCAGGAAGGUGUUCAGUGUGGUGACACUGCAGCUGCUUGUCACCUUCAGUGUGGUGUGCGUGUUCACCUUCUCGGAGACGGUGAAGGAGACAGUGCAGAAGAACCUCUGGGUGUACCUCAGCUCCUACAUUCUCUUCGUCAUCGUGGCCGUUAGCCUCAGCAUCUGUAGCUCCUUCAGCCGGCAACACCCCUGGAACCUGGUGGGGCUGAGUGUUGUCACUCUCACGAUGUCAUACAUGGUGGGCACUGUAGCCUCCUACCACAACACCACGGCUGUGAUCAUCGCCAUGGGGAUCACCAUUGGCGUGUCCUUCGCUAUCAUCAUCUUCUCAGCCCAGACUCGUGUGGAUUUCACUCUGUGCAACGGCACUCUGCUCAUACUGUCUGUGAUCCUGCUGAUGUCUGGAUUCUUCUGCUUCUUCUUCUACUCCAAUGUUGUGCAAGUCGUCUACGGAAGUCUGGGAGCAAUCCUCUACUCAGUGUUCCUGGCAGUGGACUGCCAGUUGGUGAUGGGGAGGAAGAAGUACAGUCUGGAUCCAGAGGAGUACGUGUUCGCCUCCCUCAUCCUGUACCUGGACAUCAUCACCAUCUUCCUCUACCUCCUCAUCCUACUGGGAGGAAGCUCCAGCAACUAAUAACACACACACUCACGCACAAGCAGGCACACACCCACACAUACCCACCCACACACGCAGGCACACACACAUACCCACACACACACACACAUACCCACCCACGCACACACACACCCACACAACAUUUACAACUUUAACAUGUGAACUACAUGGAUAAAGAUCCGUACUGGUUUAUCCAAUGUCAUUUUGGAUGGCAACGCAUUCUUCUUUCUGCUCAAAUUGCAAUGAUGAACUGUGCUUAAAAAACUACUUUUGUUCAGUAGCAUUCUCCUCGUCCAACUGUAAAAGACAUAGUGAUUUAUGCAGUAAACCUUUCUGUCUCUUUAAAUAACCUCAUUGUCCAACUGUAAAAGAUACAGUAAUUUAUGCAGUGGAUUAGACUUUUCUGUCUCUGUAUGAUUAAACUCACUGUCUGUCUGAA